GUUGAGAAUGCUGGACGUAAUGUUGUCUCAGAGAUUUUGCUGGCAAUUCCUAAUAUGCAGGCAAAGAAUUUGGCAAAUUUGAAAGCAUUUUACAAUGAAGGAAAAGGAAAAGGUUCUGCCAUUAACCUUCCAGUUUCGGAGGUUUACCCAGAGGGGAUGCCCCAUGAAUUGACCUUCCACACCCUGUCAUUAACUGAGGGUCUGGAGAAAGGGAAAAGCCUCUCUGUAAAUGUUCUUACCAUAUUUACUCAUUCCCUGCAGCCAUUCCCUGAGGAAAUCAGUCAAGCGGAUGCCCAGCUUGUUGUUUAUCAGGAUAGUGCCUACUAUUUAUCACCCUAUGUGGUGAAGUCUCAGUCGCUUAAUGUUCUGCUACCUGGUGGACGGGUGGAAUCAUAUACUAAACAUCCCAGUGGAAAACUUGUAGACUCUGAAAUUAAAUAUGGACCUUAUGAGAAACUUCCUCCUUUCUCUUACUCGGCCAUAGUUAUUCAUUUUGAAAACAAUAAUCCAUUUGUGGUUGCUCAAGAAUUAGUGAGGGAGAUAGAGAUUUCUCACUGGGGUAGCAUACAGGUAACUGAACACUACAACCUUGCCCACAAAGGGGCCACUAACAAAGGGGGCUUUUCUAGGCUUGAUUACCAAUCUAGAUCAUAUAUGGGAGGGAGAUCAUCGCUUAGACAACUCAUUGCUAGGUUGCCACCACGAGCCCAUUCUAUUUAUUAUAGGGAUGACAUUGGGAACAUCUCAACAUCUCAUCUUUGGGGAGACUCUAGAAAGACACAGCUGGAAAUCGAACCUAGAUUUCCUAUAUUUGGUGGAUGGAGAACAUCCUUUACCAUUGGCUACGGCUUACCUCUGCAAGAUUUUUUGUUUAUUUCUGAGGGAAACCGUUUUCUGAACAUCACAUUUGGCUGCCCUAUGGAUGAGGUUGUUAUUGAUAAUCUCAUUGUUAAGGUAGUUUUACCUGAAGGAUCCAAAGAAGUUUCUGUUUUGGUUCCAUUUCACACCAAACAAUGGCACGAGACAAAAUAUUCACAUCUGGACCUUAUUGGAAGGCCUGUUAUUGUCUUGAAAAAAACCAAUGUUGUUCCAGAGCAUAAUACCUAUUUUCAGGUUCACUACAAGUUUAACAACCUUUCACUUCAUAGGGAGCCUCUGUUGUUAAUUUCCGGUUUCUUCUUUCUUUUUGUUGCAUGUAUUGCAUACAUGCACGCAGACCUGUCAAUCUCGAAGUUUUCUGCUUCAUAUAUUGCUAAACUUCAGUGGGAUGAGGUGCAAGCUACUGUCCAGCGAAUUCAGAAUGUUAUCAAAAGGUGCUUAUCAGCUCAUGAAAAGCUGGAAACUUCAUUACAAGAUCUCUCUAGGACAGGAGAUUUUCAGUCUUGUAAAGCAACUCGGAAAUUAGCUGAUGGAUUAUUUAAGGAAUUGUCCAAAGAAUUGAAACCCUUGUUGUGUUUUUUGCAAUCAUCUCCUCAGGCGGCUCAAAUAUUGCCCAAGGUUGAGGAGCUGGUUGCCAAGGAGAAGGAAAUGCAAGAAAAAUUAUUGCAGAAACAUGUGACUGUUGUGGACUGUUUUGAGAAGAAAUAUAUAGGCAGAGAAAUCGAGAAUAGGGUUGCUCCUUAUCAACAGAAAUUAUCAAUCUUAAAGCAGGAGGUUGAUGAUCUUCUUGAUUAUAUUGAUGAUAUCUGAUAAAUUGGCUGUUAUAUUAUAUCAACUUUCUUCCCUACAAGAGACAAUUUGUAGGGAAUACCAAAAUUUUGGCUAAGCCAUGUUUUUUUCUUUCUUUAUGAGCAUGAAAGGUAAGUGGAACUUAAGAAGUUGAUGAGUUUUGCAAGCUAGAACUGAUGUAUUUUAAUGAGAUUUUUUUAUCAUGUUGAAUGAAAUGAAACGGCUAACACGCUGUAAUGGUUUUAA
Molecule: messenger RNA, 1914 nt
Organism: Phalaenopsis equestris
Lineage: Eukaryota; Viridiplantae; Streptophyta; Magnoliopsida; Asparagales; Orchidaceae
Product: dolichyl-diphosphooligosaccharide--protein glycosyltransferase subunit 1A
Cellular component (GO): oligosaccharyltransferase complex; membrane
Source: RefSeq, a predicted model, not a curated record